Asterias rubens (European starfish) is the source of this 2224-nucleotide messenger RNA. RefSeq names its product zinc transporter ZIP11-like. Gene Ontology annotation, biological process: zinc ion transmembrane transport. Lineage: Eukaryota; Metazoa; Echinodermata; Asteroidea; Forcipulatida; Asteriidae. Bases 297 to 1295 code for a protein of 332 amino acids. Gene Ontology annotation, cellular component: membrane. The transcript has 9 exons. The record is from RefSeq and is a predicted model, not a curated record. Gene Ontology annotation, molecular function: zinc ion transmembrane transporter activity.
CGACGCGCAGCUGAUACGGAAAAGUUAUCGACCUACGGUUUGUUCAUGUGGCAAUUGUUUGUUUUUCUGAUUUAACAGACAGAAUAUGCUUAAUUAAAAUACAGUGAAAUUUCUCUCAACCCACAUAGCACAACCUGUUAGCAGCUGUGGCAUUUAUUGUGCCUCCACGUCAGCUAAUUAGCAAAUACACAUACGACGUGAUUUUGGUGUCGUCUGCUGACUGCUGUGCUGUUUUGCACUUUUGCUAAAUCUGGGAACUGUGUCGUCCGUGAAAUAAGCGACUUCAACGGUACACCAUGAUCCAAGGAUACGGUCCCGUCACCCAAGCGCUGCUUGGGACAUUAUUCACCUGGGGUGUGACUGCAGCUGGCUCUGCCCUGGUCUUUGUGUUUUCGAGCGGAAAGAGGAAAAUUCUUGAUGGCAGUCUAGGUUUUGCAGCAGGGGUGAUGCUGGCAGCAUCCUAUUGGUCACUUCUAGCACCAGCAAUUGAGCUCGCCCAAUCAUCAGGAAGCUAUGGUGCUGACGGCCAAUGGGCAUUCGUCCCUGCAGCGAUUGGAUUCUUACUAGGAGCACUGUUUGUGUAUGGUGCUGACAUACUGAUGCCAGACAUUGGCUCGCCAGCUGUAGCACUAGCCGUGAGAUCUGAGCCGAAGAUGCAUGAUGAUGAUCUCUUAUUGACUUCAGUAAUGAGUAGUAGAGAAGAUGAAGAAGCCACUCCUAAUGAACCAGGAUAUCCAAACGUUACGCAAAGAAAAGUUAAAGCCUCCCAGUUACCGUCAGCAAACUCAAACGGUGACCUUCAAGGUCAAAGGUCAGUCGAUCAGAGACUCAUCACAUGGAAGCGGAUACUGCUGCUUAUUGUUGCAAUAACCAUUCAUAAUAUUCCAGAGGGCUUAGCUGUUGGUGUAGGUUUUGGAGCCAUUGGGAAAACACCAGCAGCAACAUUUGAAAGGGCAAGGAAUUUAGCUAUUGGGAUCGGCAUCCAGAAUUUCCCAGAAGGCCUUGCUGUUAGUCUUCCUCUCAGAGGGUCUGGUUACUCAACCUGGACGAGUUUCUGGUAUGGCCAAUUAAGCGGGUUGGUUGAACCCAUUGCUGGUGUACUCGGAGCCAUGGCGGUUGUAGUCGCUGAACCGAUUCUACCCUAUGCCUUAGCUUUUGCUGCCGGUGCAAUGAUCUACGUCGUGGCCGAUGAUAUUCUUCCAGAGGCUCAAACAAGCGGCAAUGGCCGUCUAGCAUCAUGGGGUACCAUAGUUGGGUUCAUUGUGAUGAUGUCACUAGAUGUCGGACUGGGAUAAACGUCACCUGACUCAUUGUCACCUGACACAAUUGUUGACUUGAAAUUACUGAAUGAAGUGGUGUAUAGACUCCUUGCAUAUUGUUUCACAAGCUAAAACAGCAACCUGACUGAGGUCGAAGUAGUUAUUUUUAAACUAGCGGCUACAGCUACAGCUAUGGCUAGAUUUUCACAUCAUCAUCAUCAGCAUCAUGCAUUGAAGCAACACACUCAGCAACAGUCGGAGCCGUAGCUGUAGCCGCAAAUUUCGAUACAGCCUAAACCCUAUCAUAGGUUGAGAGCGGAAUGCGAGCUGGGAACCACUCGCAAUCAAUUUGCAUAAGGCAGUAUCCGAAUUGGCGGCUACGGCUACGGUUACGGGUGGAUCGCCUCGUCAUCAUGCACUGAACAGAGGACGCCCUAAGCAACACCCCUGGCAACGGUCGUAGUCGCAGCCGUUGCCACCAAUCGGGACAAGGCCUUACUUGGUAUUUUGGGCUGGUAAGCUAGACUUUCCAUAAAGGUGUGGAGCAGAAAUGCUAUACAAAUACAUUUUAAAAAAUAAUUGGUUGAGUGAAAUUAACUUGAAGGCAAACAGUCACAUUUUUCUGCUUCACAUCUUUUUGAAACAGAGGUUGCAUGGUUGUAUGUUUGCGGUAACAGUAUGUGUAUAGUAUAUUUUUCUGUGUAGAGUUGUUCUUAGAGUAUCUCAACCGUGACUUAAUCUUGACUUUCUUGCCGCAGAGUGAGUUCAUAAAAUGGUCUCGCAAGUUCCUAAAUCUACUCAGCAGCAGUAGCAAUAAUAGCAAAUCAAAUUCUCAAAGAACAAUUCGACACAUCAAACUAGAAAAAGUAGACAUGGUGUUACCCCAAAAUGAAAUGUACAGUGAUAGCUCACCAAACAACCUCAAAACCCAAGUAGAGCCUGCAACAACAUUUUGUGAAAGGCAA